This is a messenger RNA of Toxotes jaculatrix (banded archerfish), 2629 nucleotides long. It is a transcript of the gene rnd2, whose product is annotated as Rho family GTPase 2. Gene Ontology annotation, biological process: small GTPase-mediated signal transduction. Gene Ontology annotation, molecular function: GTPase activity; GTP binding. The transcript has 5 exons. Lineage: Eukaryota; Metazoa; Chordata; Actinopteri; Toxotidae. The record is from RefSeq and is a predicted model, not a curated record. The coding region runs from base 227 to 931 and encodes 234 amino acids.
GGGCUGCGUGCGUCCUGACUGUGGUUUUGGUAGCCGACCAGUCACACACACUCUGUCAGGGACACCGGAGGGCUGCGCGUCGGACAGGAGCGGCUGGAUAAAGCGCACCGGGUCGGCGCAUGUAUUUGCUCGUUUUUCUUUCCGCUCUUCAAUUCCGCCGCGUCUCGUAUCGGAUGCUGGAUGCAACCCAUCCCCGCGUCAACAGUACUCCUCUGACGGACAAAACAUGGACAGUCUAGGCAGCCGCUGUAAGAUUGUGGUGGUAGGGGACUCGCAAUGUGGGAAAACGGCGCUCCUGCACGUUUUUGCCAAGGACUGCUAUCCGGAGAACUACGUGCCCACGGUGUUUGAAAACUACACAGCCAGUUUUGAGAUAGACAAGCAACGGAUUGAGCUGAAUAUGUGGGACACGUCAGGUUCCUCUUAUUACGACAACGUGAGGCCGCUGGCGUAUCCUGAUUCAGAUGCGGUUCUCAUCUGUUUUGACAUCAGCCGCCCAGAGACUUUGGACAGUGUCAUAAAGAAGUGGCAAGGGGAGACGCAAGAGUUCUGUCCCAACGCCAAAGUGGUGCUGGUGGGCUGUAAACUGGACAUGAGGACGGACGUCAACACCCUGAGGGAACUCUCCAAGCAGCGGCUCAUUCCUGUCACCCAUGAACAGGGAAGCACGAUAGCUCGACAGAUGGGGGCGGUGGCCUACGUGGAGUGCACCUCCAAGGUUUCGGAGAACAGCGUCCGAGAUGUGUUCCACAUCACCACGCUGGCGUCGGUGCGGCGGACGCACAAGCCGCAGCUAAAACGCAGCAGUUCCCGCAGGGGCCUGAAGCGAGUUUCACAGCUACCCCUGCCGCCCCUGCCCGGUCGGACUGAGCAAAUGGACCAGGCCCCGGCCAUAAGGAAAGACCGAGCCAAGAGCUGUGUGCUCAUGUAGAGACCCGCUAUUAUAAAUAUAUAUAUGUACAUACAUAAACACAGAAAUAUAUAACAGAGAAAGUCUAUUUAUUGUUUUUUGUUGUUGUUUUUUCCUCAUAUCAUUUUUUGCACUGCAGAGGAGCGAGGAAAAAAGAAACACUGCGCUGUGAAAACAAAUGCUUUGGAUUUUUUCUUUUUUUGGUUGCCUGUGUUGCAUAUUUUCUAAGCUGUUUACAUAUUUGUGUUGUUUUGAAACGACGGCAAAUUGGACUAACUCGCUGGACAUGAGGACGCUGUGAUAGUGGAAGUGCUGUCUGGGUCCUGGGUAUUACAGAGGAAUUAAUUUCCUGAAACGGCUCUAAUAAGAGGAUGGUACAGCGGGGAAGUGACGGUGAGGAGAGUGAAGUGCAUGUGAGGAGAACCAUGUUGAAGCAAGACGUCUGUGGAUGAAGCUUGGUUUUCAAAGACGGUGUUGCUGAGCGUACAUGAGGACUAACUGUCCAGCUGCACAGUCUGAAGUUUCUUCCUGUUGCCAUAUUUGAGAGGAAAACGUGUAUGUACAGUAAUGCUGAAAAGGGAUUAGGAGAGCGAUGGCUCAAACCAAACAUUAGGAGCUGGAAAUUAGAUUUUUGUCACACUGACUGAAAUGUUGUGAAGGUGUGUGUGAGCAUUACUACCACAAGUGCAUUUUAAGAAAAGAAAAAAUAGUCCCAACAUAUCUGAUUUUAUUUUAUUUCUCAUUUUAACACAAUUUUUCUCAUCAGCUCCAAUAGUGUCAGUUUGAUUCACUGAAGUUAAGUGCUGUCGUCACUAUUUUAAAGAUGUUUCUUUGUGGUAAAUAAAGUGAUAAAAUGUUAGGGCUAUUUUGUUGUACUUUCACUAAACUCUAAAAUAAAGCAGCAGCUUAACUGUAAAGGGAGAGGACGAUUUCUGGCUGAAGUUUCCUUCCUUUUUUAAAAAAAAAAUAUUUUAGCAGCAUCAGAGAUGUAGAUCAUGUGAUUAACACAGACUCUCUGUGCUCUCAUGUAGCCCUGCGAGCCAAACAGCUCUGCAGCCUGAGGAAAGAGUCAGUCUUUCAGGGUAAUGUGUACACCUCGCAGACUUCUCACCUGGCAAAAACAAACUUCAACUGCAAUGCAGCAUCACCCGAGCACUAAGAGUAGUGUUUUCGUAGCGACUGACUCCACGCUGUGUCAGGAACCUCAAGUCUAUUCGGUAUGACAGAUGACAUGACGUGAGCUCUUUCACUGACAGAGAAACAAUUUUGUUGUCCAGUUGUUCCCACGACUCCGGACCUUUUAAAGUUGUUGUUCUGCUUCUGUAUAACAGACCAUUGGUCAGUGUCUCAAAGUAGACCGUUUCUCUUAGACAGCAGGACUUUAUGUCUGGAGUGUUUCUGCAGUUGGCCAGCUGCUGUAUCCUGACAGCAUUUAGGUGGAGGUGAGAGUGGACAGGCCCAUCUACUGUAAGUCAAAACACUCUGGCAGCAGCUAAGAGCUCUACCUUUAUAACUGUCGGUGUUGUCUGACAACUUAACUGUUGUUACAUCCCUGCUAGACAACUGGGGUAGAUGAAGAGAGAAACAAACUAAGACAAGAAACUAAAGUGGAAAGUGACAGAGGGUGUGUGGGGGACAUAUAAAAGGAACACUGCACCAAAAUAUGUCUUUGGAUUGUUACUCACCUCCUGUAGGCCUGAAAGGGUUCACAGCUCGUAC